AACAUCAGAAAAAGCGAAAGAAGAGAGAGGAAAGAAGAGAGGAAAGGAGAAGAUCUCGGUGACAAUAUAUUGGUUGCAAGUUGUCAAUAUUGUUGGCUGGAAUAUCUACAGAAGAAUAAUAGAGAUUCAAAUCGAUUCUGUGGGUUCUACAGUUUCAGAUCUGGGUAACUCACUGCAAGAACUUCAAGAUAUUCAUCAGGGAAUUGCAACUUUAAUCACUCUGUUGGAAGAAAAAAACAACCAGGUUUAAAACAGAAUAGCAACUAAAGUGUCAAAGCUGCAGAGUUUCAAAUAAAAGAUUUAAAACAAAACAGCAGUUAAAGUGUCAAAGCUUUAGAGUUUAAAAUCAAGGGUGACGUAAUUGUUUGACAAUAUCUCUAUUUCGUACAGGAAACCUGCCCUCUCCCCUUUGAGGUUUUCUGGAUUCUAUGCAAAACAGUAUAUGUGUGAUUUUCAUCCCGCUGUUCCUCUGCAUAUUGCUUACAGCUAUUUUAACGUCGAGUCCUUCUAUAGAGCUUUGGAACAGUGUGGACUCAAGUUGUUUUACUAUUUCAGAUUCAGUUAUGGCGUCUAAUAUGAGAUACAAAAGAGGAAAAAGAUUGUUACAACGAAAUGAUGGUGAAAGUCUUAAUCAUGAAGCACAGAUACAAGAGGCAAACAAUGGUGAAAUUUUUUGUGCCAUGACAGCCCAAACUGAUAGUGGUGGUAUUAGUACAGACGCAAUGCAUCAAAGAAGAUCAAAAAGGGCAAGACGUGUGCCUGAGGCUGCAGUAACAGAGAAAAACUACAGUUCUGAACACUUGAAUAGAAGAUUUCAAACUGCUGAACAAAACAACACUCUGCUGCUGAAUGAAAGUUCAGUUCACUAUGAAAAUCUAGAUGUCAGUAAUACAGAUGAUUGUUCGCGCUCAUUUGGUCAGGCAUCAUAUCAGAAAAGUAGAAAAGGAUUGAUUAUGAAAUAUCAGGAUUCGGGUGAUAAUAUUCAUGUAUGCAAUUAUUGCAAUGCGAAUUUUUGGUCUGGUGAAGCUCUUAAACAAUCAUCUUCAAAUGCACCUCUCAUUUAUACAAACUGCUGUAAAAAAGGUCAAAUCAAAAUUGAGUUGUCAAAACAAGCUCCAAAUCUCCUCCAACAAUUAUUAGAUCCAAAUAAUGGUUCAAACAGCAAAGUUUUUAGACAAAAUAUUAGAAUAUAUAAUUCAAUGUUUUCUUUUACAUCGAUGGGAGCAACGAUUGAUAAAACUAUUAAUACUGGAUUAGGUCCCUAUGUUUUUAAAAUAAGUGGUCAAGUACAUCAUUUAAUGGGUUCCGUUCUACCUUCUACGGGAGAAUGUCCUAAAUAUGCUCAAUUAUAUAUAUAUGAUACAAAAAAUGAGAUUUCAAAUCGAAUUAACGCUAUUGAUCCUACUCAUGUUAAUACAAAUAUUAAACCAAAUAUUGUAGAAGGACUUAUAAAAAUGUUUGACGAAAACAAUGAUUUGGUCAAAGAAUUUCGAACAAUGAGAAACAAGUUUGAAACACAGUCUUUGCCUUCAUUAAAUUUGACUAUACUAGAUCGUCAACCUGCUGAUAGUAAACAAUAUGAACCACCAGUAAGUGAAGAAAUUAGUGGUUUAAUAGUUGGCGACAUUGGAGAAUAUGACUCAAAUAGAGAUAUAAUUAUUGAAUCAAAUAACAGAAAUUUACAACGUGUUUCUAAAGUUCAACUGGAAUUAAUAAAGUAA
This is a messenger RNA of Rosa rugosa (rugosa rose), 1721 nucleotides long. RefSeq lists its product as uncharacterized. The transcript has 14 exons. The coding region runs from base 429 to 1721 and encodes 430 amino acids. The record is from RefSeq and is a predicted model, not a curated record. Lineage: Eukaryota; Viridiplantae; Streptophyta; Magnoliopsida; Rosales; Rosaceae.